Messenger RNA from Brenthis ino (lesser marbled fritillary), 3882 nucleotides. The record is from the annotation of a GenBank genome assembly. NCBI's taxonomy places the organism in Eukaryota, Metazoa, Arthropoda, Insecta, Lepidoptera, Nymphalidae.
AUGAUAGUAAUGGCGAAGGCUAUUUACAUCAAGCUGCAAGGAAUACUGAAAGUAACUGACAAGAGCCUACGACCUCUACGUCCCCCAACACGGCCGGUCACCGCGGGGGUCAUUGACCACAACCCUCCACUCCAGUCACACACACCACUUUACAUAUGCUCCUACAAUGCUAGAUCUCUAUCAUCAGAUGAAAAACUCCUUGAAUUUAAAGAAAGUAUAUCAAAAACAAAACACGACAUAAUUGGACUCGCAGAAAUAAGAAGAAUGGGCUACAAUAUUCUAGAAGAUCAAGAUCACAUAUUUUACUUCUAUGGUGAAACCAAAGGUCAAUAUAGAGUCAUAGAUGACAAGGAAAGCAUUCGUGAACAAUGCGAGCAACUCGGAAAUCACUUUAUAUCCAUUCAAGAAUGGGAAACUGCAGAACGUGUCCUUAUAUCUUGCAACAUGGUGGAGCGUUGCGUCCGCGCGUACACCAACGCGGGCAAGAUAGCUGACGGACUACGUCUAGCCUUGACGCAUUUGUCCGAAGAGCAAACUAAGGACAUAUUCUUACCUCUCGCUCUGCAGUUAAGGCAGGAGGGACAGUUGAGAAAAGCUGAGCAGAUUUAUAUUGGUCUUGGAGAUCCAGAUGCGGCCAUAUCUAUGUAUAAAGAAGCGUCGCAAUACGAGGCGAUGCUGCGUCUGGUGGCGGCGCACCGCGGCGCGCUGCUAGAGGCCACGCGGCGCCACGUGGCGCAGGCGCUGCACGCCGCCGGCGACCUGCGCGCCGCCGAGACGUACUAUGUGCAGGCUGGCGACUGGAAGAACGCAGUCGCGAUGUACCGGUCGGCGGGGCAGUGGGAGAGCGCGGAGCGUGUGGCGCGCGCGCACUCGGCGGCGGCGGCGCAGCAAGUGGCGCUGCAGUGGGCCGGCGCGCUGGCCGCCGCGCCCGCCGCGCGCCUGCUCGCCGCGCGCGGCCUCGCCGCCGUCGGCGCACAGUGGGCGCUGCAGGCGCAGAGGUGGGACAUAGCGAUGGAGCUGAGCGCGCUAGGCGGCGGCGUGAGCAAGCGCGAGGUGGCGCGGCACGAAGCGGCGGCGCUGGCGGAGGCGCGCCCCGACGACGCCGAGGCCGCCUUCCUGCGCGCCGGCGCGCCCGCCGACGCCGUGCGUAUGUGGCUCGCGCAGGGACAGUGCCGGCGCGCGCUCGCGCUCGCCGAGCAGCACGCACAGCAUAUGGUAGACGACGUGCUGGUGGCGGGCGCGCGUGACGCCGCCGAGCGGGGAGACCUCGUGCAGUUCGAGGCGCUCAUGAUACGCGCCAACAGGCCCAAAGAAGUUGUGCAGCAUUAUAAGGAUUUAGACGAUUGUGUGGACAGUAGACUGUGUCUCUACGAGUAUAUACACUGGUGCGUGUGCGCAGAGCUGUGGGAGGAGGCGCGGCGCGUGGCGCGCGAGUACCUGCCGGACGGCGCCGAGCCCGUGCCGCCCGCCGUGCCGCCGCUGCUGCAGCGCGCGGCCGACCACGCCGACAGAGGCGAAUGGUGGGAAGCAGUGGAGCUGCUGCUGGCGGCGAGCGCGGCGGGCGCGGCGGGCGGCGCGGCGCGGCUGGCGGAGCGCGCGGCGCUGCGCGCGGCGCGGCUGGCGCGCGACCGCCUGCGCGGCGCGCAGCGCGCCCGCGCCGCCGACGCGCUCGCUGAUGCGGAUCAUGAUAUUGAUUCUAUACAUCGAGUGCGUCCAUACCCGUCGAGUAGGACGGAAAGCAACAAUGAACCUACUCGGCCGGCGUCUAUUAUAGUGCGGUUUUGCCAGCGGCGGCGCAAGGAUCAGCUGAUCGCAGCCGUGCGCGCGCGCCGCGGCCUCACCACCGCACACAUCGGACUGCCCGGCCCGGCGAGCACCGUGUACAUUGGUGAUCACCUCACUCCAACGAACAAACUACUACUAAAGCGAGCACGCGAACUUAAACUCGAAAAAAACUAUUCAUACUUGCAAGAUAGGAAAUCCACGGACGGGCAGGGCGCGCGGGGCGGCGGCGUGCUCAUAGCGGCACGACGCGAACUGCGCGCGCGGCCCCGGCCCGAGUGGCGCUCGGGGCCCGCCGCCGAGGAGCUGUGGGUGACGCUCGAGCUUGACACCGCCACCACCACUGCGGUGGGGGCCGCGCGCCCCUCCCGCCCCGCGCCCCGACCUUGUCGCGCCGCCGCUUCCUCUAACUUGCACGUAGCUUGCUGUUACUUCCCGCACGGUAACAAUCAUUCUGAAUCUUUACAAAACUUUUACGACAACACAUUUGACAUUUUGCCAAAUAAUCUAAAUGAUAAUUUUCUAAUACUUGGAGAUUUCAAUAUUUCUAACGCUAGUUGGGAUAGCUUUAACGAUUCGACUCAAUCAUUUAAACUAAGUACAAAUAGCGACGGCUUAGCGGGGGACUUGUGCGAUUUUAUGAAUUUAUCCAAUUUUAGGCAAUACAAUGGCUGUGUAAAUAGCAACGGACGAGUUUUAGACUUAGUACUUAGUAGCGAUAAGUGCACUGUGUCCAAUACUACCACACCGUUAACCCCAGAGGAUGCGCAUCAUAAAUCUCUAGAUAUAACUCUCAAUCUACAAACGCAUGCUUUUAUACAAAACGUAAAAACGCGUCUCAAGCUAAUUUAUCAUGCGGCUGAUUUUAAAGCGAUUGGCACAGAAAUAUCGCGAGUCAAUUGGAUUGCUGAUCUAGCCACCUUAAAUACCGAAGAAUCCGUCAGUUACUUUUAUAAUAUUUUACAGAAUUUAAUCGACGUAUUUGCUGAAAUUGGUCAAAGCGAUGUAGGCGAACAACUCCGUGCGGCUCUCGUGGAUGGUGAAGAAGAAGAAAAUGCUGCCGAGCAUUUGAAAUUAGAAGCAGGUUCAUCGGCGGACUACGGAGAAGAAGAAGAAGAAGAAGUGAAGCCUCAAAUAGAAGAAUCUGAGUCAGAGUCAUCGCUGGAGAAGCUGGCGCGCGCCGGGCACUGGCCGCGCUGCCUGGCGCGGGCCGGCGCGCGCGCCGCGCACUACGCGCUCAGAUAUGUGGCGCAUUUGUUUAAGACACACUCGCGUACAGAGGGUAUGGAUAUAGAGAGUGAAGACGUACCAGAAGUGCUCUCUCAUGCGCUGGACACUCUUCGUCAAUACCUAACGAAGGAUAGCCCUGUAACAAGCGCGGACACAGCCUUGGCCAAAGCGGUGUGUAAUGAGAUAUUGGUGAGGAUAUCCCUCGCCCCUAAAGCCUUCUCGGCGAUGGAAGACGCUGGUUCGGUAAUGAUAGCUGCUGAUGCAGAUGAUCGAGCACUACAGGCGCUGACUCUGCUGAUGGGGCUGCACGUGCCGCAGAUCGCGUCAAAGGUGGCGCGCGCGUUGCCGCGCUAUACUGAUAUUAUUGUCGCUGAUGUUGCUUUCUUCAUAUGCGGCGAGGUGAUACGCGCGGAAGGCAGCGCGGGAGCUCGUGAGGCUUUCGUGUUCCUCAACCACUGCCUGGACCUCGCCGAGGCGGCGGACGAAGAUACUGUACAUCUCAUCGAUUAUACGGACUUUGAGUGUACGGACUGGCCGCGCGCGCCGCUGACGCUGGGCGCGGCGGCAGCGGGCGGCGCGGCGCUGGGCGCGGCGCGGGACUGGGUGCUCGCCGUCUCCAUGGACCAGCAGGUGGACCAGACUCUGCCGACGGACAGUCGCGGCUUAUACGCCUCAUACGUAGGAGAGGAGCCGUGCUGCGUGCUCACCGGCCACCCGCUGGCGGCGCGCCUCGUCACGUUCCCUAAUGGUCGUUGCGCGAACAGAGAGUGGUGGUCGCGCGUGUCGCACGCGGCGCGCGCGCCGUCGCCAGCCGCCGCGCUGCUGCGCCACGCCGCGCGCUGGUGCGGGCCCGCCGACCACGCGCACGUG